Bemisia tabaci is the source of this 1154-nucleotide messenger RNA. Lineage: Eukaryota; Metazoa; Arthropoda; Insecta; Hemiptera; Aleyrodidae. The record is from RefSeq and is a predicted model, not a curated record.
GAGUCGAAUGAUUACAGUGUAUCUAUGUAUUGCUUUGGAGAGGACACAUCGGAACUGCGGGAGGCGCUAAUGACGACGAGCAGGAUAAACUGGGGCUCACCAGAAACGACGAUUGUGUUCACGGCAAUCCCAGAGAGGCUGCUGUCCGUCCUGGAGCAGUGCCUCUCGCAUCAUGAUUUUAGAAUCGUACAAACCGAAAAGAGCCUCUAUAAUUGGAAAACUCCCGAUCAACUUAAGACCUGCAACUAUUCGUGUCCUCCGGACGUCGAACUAGCACCUUUGGGCCUAGAAUCAGCAGAGUUGGUCAGGAAAUAUUGGCACAAUCUUCCUGGCGCUUCCGAGUACAUAGAAACGCUCAUCAAGCACAACGUUACUUUGGGCGUCUAUUCGUGCUCCACCGGCGAACUGUGCGCCUGGGUGUUAUGCAACCAGUUCUAUGCGUUUACCAUGAUGCACACGAUGGAAGGACAUAGACGGAAAGGCUACGCACAACUCCUUUGCAACGCCUUGAGCGAGCGACUUCUUCGCUCAGGUGUCAUCGUCAGAGCUGUGACGAUGGCUUACAAUAAACCCUCACUGAGCCUCUUUAAGGCACACCAGUUUAAAUCGAGCCAGGAACUCUUCGUGUAUACCCUUGCGAUGCCAUUGCGUACAGAAAAUUGUCAACAAUACGAAUUGUAGCGACACACCGAAAAAAAAAUAAAAUGCAGUUUUAGAAUGUAUAUGAUCUCAAAAGUGUAUUUGGUCACCCUAGUUGCUGGCUGACUGUCUCCGUUAACUUUACAUCAUAGGUAUACAAAGUUCACCACGAGGAUAGUCAAGCCAGCAUCCUGGGAUUGUACCCACUACAUUACUUUUUAAUAUCCCAGAUGCUAAAGUAGCAUAUUAUUUUUCUCGAUGCGCCGAACAGUCCUGAGACGUAGACAAGGAGAGACAAAGCUUUUCUCCCUCCUCAAACCUUCUCCCAAAACCUUAAGAGCACCCAUCCCCCCUAUCUGGAAAAACUGUUGGCCAAGCCUCAUAUGAACACACUGAGUUAUGAGAUAUUUAAGGGCGUUUUCACGCAGCCAUACCUAGAGUGUGCCUCUCAUCUGUACUUUUAAUAAUACUUCAUCAUUGCUUUUAAUGAAAUAAUUAUACACUUUUGAACAUUC